Molecule: messenger RNA, 2382 nt
Organism: Lathyrus sativus (Indian pea)
Lineage: Eukaryota; Viridiplantae; Streptophyta; Magnoliopsida; Fabales; Fabaceae
Source: the annotation of a GenBank genome assembly
AUGGAUAGGAUUCAAGAGGGAGAUGAAAAUGGUAAAUGUUCAGUUGUUGGUUUAGCAAUCAAAGGUAACAAGAAAAGCAAGUAUGUUGUACAAUGGGCACUUGAUAAAUUUGUUGCUGAAGGAGUGCUUAUCUUCAAGCUUAUACAUGUUAGGGCUGUAAUCAAAGGAGUUCCAACACCAAUGGGAGAUGUGCUUCCUAUUUCGCAAGUGCGGAAUGAUGUCGCAAUGGCUUUCAAAAGGGAAAUCGAGUGGCAAACAAAUCAUAUGCUUCUACCUUUUAAGAGCUUGUGCGAGCAAAGAAAGGUGCAUGUAGAUGUUGUAGUGAUUGAAUCCGAUGAUGUAGUAAAUGCGAUAGCAGAGGAAGUAACUAAGGACGCUAUAACCAAACUUGUCGUUGGAGCUUCGUCUUCCGGUAUUUUCAGAAGUAAACAUAAGGGUAUGUCUGCAAGAAUCUCAGUAUGUACUCCAACAUUUUGUACGGUUUAUGCCGUUUCAAAGGGAAAAUUGUCCAUACGGCAGUCAGACACGCAGAUUGAUCGAAAUAUUAGCGACAACACGAGUGAAAUCAGUUUUUCCUCAUCCAGCUCGUCAAACUACACUUCCACCACUCAGACAGAGUCUGGCUCAGUUGCAUCAUAUGCUGCCUUACACUCCUCUCCCCUUGCAACACGGCGAGUUAAAGCUCUCUCGGGUAUAGAACAAACUCUCUCGAGUUUAGAUCUAACUAAUCAUUCUAGAGGCCAGUCUCUAGAUCUUGGGAGAAAGAAUGCUGCUACAAGUUCUUCUAAAAACUCAGAUGUUGAUCAUGAUAUAAGUCAGGCGUCUAGCUCCGGAAGCAUUUCAGAUACCGAAUCUCGCUUUUAUGAUCAAAAUUUGGCCAAGUUUGUGCCUCAAGUUACUAAGCCUCCAUCACCAAAUAGACAGGAAAACCUUAACCUUGAGCUGCAAAAGUUGAGAAUUGAACUAAGACAUGCACAAGGAAUGCAUGCAGUAGCUCAAACUGAGAACACUGAUGCAUCACAAAAGUUGAAUGAACUAAACAAGAGAAGACUAGAAGAAUCCAUGAAAAUGAAGGAGAUAAUUGCCAUGGAAGAGAUGGCCAAGGAAUUAGCAUAUCAAGAAAGAGAGAAAUACGAAGCUGCCGCUAGAGAGGCUGAAUAUUUGAAACAAUGUGCUGAAAGAGAAGCUGCAGAAAGAAAAGAAACGGAGUUGAAAGCUAUCCAUGCUGCCAAAGAGAAAGAAAAGCUCGAGGAUGCUUUGAGUGGCUCCACGCCUCAGUACCGAGUGUUUACGUGGGAUGAAAUAGUUACAGCUACUUCAUCUUUCUCCGAAAAUCUGAGAAUCGGAAUGGGCGCAUAUGGAAUGGUGUACAAAUGCACUUUGCAUCACACAACUGUUGCUGUUAAAGUUAUCCACUCAAAUGGAAUCCGCAAAAGCAAGCAAUUCGAACAAGAGUUAGAGAUAUUAAGCCGAAUUCGUCAUCCAAACUUGCUCCUUCUUCUCGGUGCAUGUCCCGAUCACGGAUGUCUUGUGUAUGAAUAUAUGGAAAAUGGCAACUUGGAGGAUAGACUACUCCAGAAAAACGGUAAUAUUCAAAUCCCAUGGUUUGUUAGGUUUCGAAUAGCUUGGGAAAUCGCGUCGGCUCUUUCCUUUCUUCACAGCACAAAGCCAAAACCUAUCAUCCAUCGUGACUUGAAACCUUCAAACAUCUUGCUUGGUGGUAACCUUGUCAGCAAGAUUGGCGAUGUUGGUCUUUCUACAAUCCUUGAUUCAGAUAACAUAUCUGCCAUGUAUAAGGACACAGCGCCUGUUGGAACACUCAGUUACAUUGAUCCUGAAUAUCAAAGAAGCGGUUUAAUAUCUACGAAAUCCGAUGUUUAUGCUUUCGGAUUAGUGAUGUUACAGUUAUUGACAGCAAAACCGGCCAUAGCACUUACUCACAUAGUUGAAACAGCUAUUGAUGAUGAAAGUUUAGCAGAUAUAUUGGAUCCAAAAGCAGGAUCAUGGCCUAUACAAGAGACACUGGAAAUAGCUCGGUUAGCAUUGAGCUGUGCAGAGAUGCGGCGAAAGGAUCGAUCUGACUUGAAUGAUCAUGUGCUACCAAUGCUAGAGAGGUUGAAAGAAGUUGCUGAUAAGGCUCAACAUUCUGCUUCAAUAGUUCCUAUAAAAUCCAAACCUCCCAACCAUUUUAUAUGUCCUAUACUUCAGGAUGUGAUGGAUGAUCCUUGUGUUGCUGCAGACGGAUAUACAUACGAUCGCAAAGCAAUUAAAAAGUGGCUGUUAGAUCACGACAAAUCACCGAUGACAAAUAUGGCUUUACCUCAUAAGUUUCUAAUUCCUAAUUACACACUUCUAUCAGCAAUUUUGGAGUGGAAGACCUGA